CACAUCCCGAGCGGUCGCGCGUAUCCCUCCUCCUCCACCACCGCCGCCGCCGCAGUUCUAAUAAAGCCCCGGGUGCCGAGAAAAGCCGAGUGAAAGCCCGACACCGGAUACUCACGCAGCGGAAUAAGCCCUUCCCCCACUACGUCGGCCUCCCCCCACUCUCUCUGCUUCCGGGCUCGCAGUAGUUUCUUGUCGCUGCCAGGGGGGCGCUGCGGCCUGAGCGGCAGGAUCGGGACAGCCCGGCUCGGAUGGACUACUUUAUCUCCGGGCAAUGAAGAUGGCGGCCGGGCGCUGAGCGCGGCGGGUACUAGGCCGCAGUGGGAGUAACCGGAGAACGAAGGGACGGAUCGGAGCAGCGCCGGGCCGGCACAGCCGGGGGAUGGAGUGACGGAGGCCGGAGCCUCAGCCCCGGGGUGUCCUGAUCCCCCCUCCCCUAAAUCCCGGGCACUGUAUCGGGCGACGGGGUGAGAUGCUGCCCCGCUGGGGGUCCUGCCAGCCCCGGCCCCAGUAAAGGUCUUCCUGCAAGGGAAGGUCAGAAUUCUUGGACCGGGAUGGAUGAUCAGAAGCCAUCCAGCAAGGACAAAGAAUCUGAAGCAUCAGCUGAUGAAAAUGUGUCUGAUGGGGCCUGUGAAGCUGAAGGGGAGGAGGCUAGCAAACCAGUGCAGACAGACCCAGACAACAAGGAUGGUGGUAUUUCUGACCCACUGUGCAGCAGUGCAUCCAAGACAAGGCGCUGUGCUCUUUGCAACUGUGGAGAGAGAAGUACUCAAGGACAGGGUGAACUCUUGCGUUUUGAUCCUACCCCAGGCCACCUGGAGCUGAUUCCUGACGAUUGUCAGGCCCAAGCAAUUGACACACAACAACCUGAUCCUUUUGUAAUUGGGUUUGAUGAGAGUGUAUCCCCAGAAGACCUCUUUGAGUCAACAGGACAUUGUUGGGCUCAUCAAAUGUGUGCAUCAUGGUCAACAGGAGUACAAAACGUGGAAGGAGUUGGAUUAACUAAUGUGGAUAUAGCUGUAUUCUCAGGGAUAUCACAGAAAUGUGAACACUGUAAUCGGAUGGGUGCUACUAUUCAGUGCCACUCGACAGGGUGUCUCCGCCGAUAUCAUUUCCCCUGCGCUGCUGCGAGUGGGUCCUUCCAGUCUAUGAAGACCUUAAAACUGCUGUGCACAGAUCAUAUUAGUGAAGCUGUUGCAUUAGAUGACUCUCGAUGUGUGCUUUGUGAGAAGCCAGGUGACCUCACAGAUCUUCUGUACUGCACUAGUUGUGGUCUACACUAUCAUGGCUCAUGCCUAGAAAUCACGGUUACACCAUUAAAACGCUCAGGCUGGCAGUGCCCUGAGUGUAAAGUGUGCCAAACAUGCAGGCACCCUGGUGAGGACUCUAUGAUGCUAGUGUGUGAUGCCUGUGAUAAGGGAUAUCACACAUUUUGUCUGAAGCCAGCUAUUGAAAGUCUACCCUCUGACUCAUGGAAGUGCAAGAAUUGCCGACGUUGUCGAAUCUGUGGCUCUCGAACAACACAGUUGGGGCUUGGCUGCCAGUGGUAUGAGAACUACACUGUAUGUGAGAAAUGCCAAGAGCAGCGGGGUCAAGCAAUUAACUGCUCUCAAUGUAAUCAGUCUGGAGCUCCAGAGACCAUGCACCGGUGUCCAAAAUGUGCAAAACUACAUCAUGCGCAUUGUGCAAAAGCUUCAGAUUUCACAGCAUCCAGUGAAGGAUGCCCCUUGUGCAGCAAGCUUCAGCCACUCAUACAUGAGACAGACCAGCAAGUCGACAGGAAGGAGAUUCCAAACACAGCACUGUCAGAAUGUGAAGCCAAACCACUAGGGAUGCCUGACUCUGAUAUGGAUCAUCAGCAAGACAAAGUGCAGACAGAAAUGUCCAGCUUGGCAGAAACUCCUUCAGAUAGUUUGUUGUUGGAAAAACUUUUGACGACAGAAGAAGAUACACCUCCCUCCUCAGACAAUGAGGCUGCUGAAGCUCUUCCUAUGUCCCCAAUAUUGCCAAUAGAAACUAGAAGCCCACCUCCACUGGUGGCAGAACUUUCACCUCAAGAGCGGAUUUCUGAUACAUUUCCCAUGCUUGAUGAAGCUCCUGUCCUUGUUACUGUGGAAGAUGAAGACAUGGAUGUGGAAGAUGGAGAGAUUAAUACAAUUCAAGAGUUAAUUAAAAGUGUUGAGUCUGUGACUGCACAUUGUCCUGCCCGCAAAGCAUCUUUUGUCCCUUCAGCUUCUGACAGUUCACAAAUAAGUGCAACUGUGAGAGAAGAUAGGACUCCUACAGAUAAACCAUACAUAGAUGAAAAAACUUGCAAAAGUCCCAUUAAAAUAAAGGAAGAACCACCAGACAGCGGUUAUCAGCAAUCCUCUCUUUCUGACUCAGAAAUGGUUCUAGACUCUGAAGAUCGUCCCAGUCAAGCCAUGACAGAUAUGUUAAGUACAGACAAUACAUUAAGCCAAGACCUUGCAGAUUUCUCUUCUCACAAGGAACAUGUACCCAUUAGGUGCACAUUCAUUAAAUCAGAAAUUGUAAAUGAGAUCUCUAAUCUGAGCCAGGGGGAUACAACUGGUAGCUUUCAUGGUUCGGAUACAAUAGGUUCGCCUGACCCUGAAGGUGGGUCCCUCUCAAUGGAAAUGUGCUUGAACAAGGAAGAUGGAUCCUUGCGACUAUGCACGGACUCUAUGGUAGAGACGGAUGAUUCCUUAUUAUAUGAUCCCACUGGUGGAAAAUCUGAUAUGGACAAGUCACGUAGGAAAGGCUCUCCUGGACGCUCUAGGGUCAAACAUGGUCGAAGCAGCAGCUUUCCUGGAAGGCGACGGCCUCGUGGAGGUAGUGGUGCAGGCACGAGCCGAGGUAGAGGAAGGUCAAGACUAAAAUCCACAACAUCUUCUAUUGAAACCCUUCCGAUGGCUGAUAUUGAAAGCUCUCCCAGUAAAGAGGAGGAGGAAGAGGAAGAUGACACCAUGCAAAAUACAGUUGUACUUUUUUCCAACACAGACAAGUUUGUGCUCAUGCAGGACAUGUGUGUGGUUUGUGGCAGCUUUGGUCGUGGCUCAGAGGGUCAUCUAUUGGCGUGUUCCCAGUGUUCCCAAUGCUAUCACCCAUAUUGUGUGAACAGCAAGAUUACCAAGGUGAUGCUCCUGAAAGGCUGGCGUUGUGUGGAAUGCAUAGUUUGUGAGGUGUGUGGGAAAGCCACAGACCCCUCUCGUUUACUGUUAUGUGAUGACUGUGACAUCAGUUACCACACAUACUGUCUAGACCCUCCUCUGCAUACCGUGCCCAAAGGUGGCUGGAAAUGCAAAUGGUGUGUGUGCUGCAUGCAGUGCGGAGCUCUGAGUCCAGGGUUUCAUGCAGAGUGGCAGAAUAAUUAUACCCAUUGUGCACCUUGUGCCAGUCUGGUAAGCUGCCCAAUAUGCCACCUGAAAUACAUGGAAGGCGACCUUCUCAUACAAUGUCAGAACUGUGAGAGAUGGCUUCAUGCUGUAUGUGAAAACUUAUUCACAGAAGAGGAGGUUGAACAAGCUGCAGAUGAAGGUUUUGAUUGCGCGUCUUGCCAACCCUACAUUGUAAAACCAGUGGUUCCAGUUAUCCUUCCUGAGAGUCCAAUAAAGAUUAAAGAACCAGAACCUCAAUACUUUCCGUUUGAUGGAGUUUGGCUGACAGAGGCAGGAAUGGCAGUGCUGCGCAGUCUUACUCUGUCGCCCAUUCAGAAGAAAAAACCUCGUCGUUCACGAUUGUGUACUGGUGGAGAAAUCUUUUUGGAUGGUCCGGAGCAUGCUGGCUUAGAAGAAAGGAAGGAAAUGGAGGGCGACUGUGAGGAACCUAAGGCAGAUGGAUGUAAUAUUGAGUCUAUGGAGUGUGAGAUUAAGACAGAACCUCUUGGAAGCCCUGAAAGAGAGGUUGGAGGGGAAAUUGAGGCAGGGAAAGGGAUUGAGGAUGCAGAAGAUGUGAAGAAAAAGAAAAGAAAACCUUACAGGCCAGGUAUUGGUGGCUUUAUGAUAAGACAGCGAAAAACACAUACACGCUCAAAGAAAGGAAAUGCAGCAUUUUUGGAAGCAUGUCGAGAGAGCCAGAAUCAAGAUAUUCACGUAGAUGAUGCAGCUCCAUCUGAAAAUCCCACAGAGGCAGGUGUGGAUGCAGGCGCUACAGAGGCAGAUGAGAAAAAGAAACGAAGAGGCAGAAAAAAGAGCAAACUUGAGGAUAUGUUCCCAACAUAUCUGCAGGAAGCAUUUUUUGGGAAGGAUUUGUUGGAUCUCACAAAGCAAGCUCUUCUAGCUGCACGGCCGUUGGCCCAGAAAGCAAAGGCUGUGCCGUGUGCACCUUGCCCAUCAAUAAGUGCUGCUGUAACCACCAACCAAACAUCAGUGCAAGCCACAGAAGAGACCGCUGCUACGCCUGCUUCAGCUGCGCCACAUGAAGAAUCCGAUGGCAAUGAAACGAAAACUGAAAAUCCAGAGAUGCCUAAAAUGGAGAGUACCGACAUACAGCAACUUCUGAAGGAUGUUCUAGGACCCCCAGAUAGUGAGCAGACUGUUAACAGUUCUGCGGGAAGGACUGAGGGGCCAUCUAUUCCUGCAGCUGUUAACCAGCCUCAGCAGCAAAGACCUUUCCUUCAAGGUGUGUCAAUGGCUGCUCCUCUUCACCUUGAUUCCUUUUCCCAGCCAGGAUUCAUAGAGAACAGAGACCGGACUGGAUUAUUCAGUCCAGAGCAUUGUGACACUGACAGCUCCUGGACGACCGCUUCUACGCCCACUACACCAACAGAAGGGGAAUCAGAAGGUCUGUCCUACAAUCAGCGUAGCCUACAACGUUGGGAGAAAGAUGAAGAGUUAGGGGAGCUUUCUACAAUAUCACCCGUCCUCUAUGCUAAUAAAAACUUCCCAAACCUCAAGCUGGAAUACCCAGAUUGGUCCAACCGGUGCAAGCAAAUCAUGAAGUUAUGGAGAAAAGUCCCAGCCCCAGACAAAGCUCCAUAUUUACAAAAAGCCAAAGACAACCGUGCAGCACAUCGUAUUAAUAAAGUUCAGAAGCAGGCAGAAAGUCAAAUCAACAAGCAGUCCAAAGUUGAGGCUGUGCGGAAAGCAGAACGUCCAGUUCUUCAGCUUCAGAUUCCGGGACCGUCAGGCUCUCAUCAUGUUGGCCCUCCUGAUUUUAGAGCUGGUGUUCCUUCAGGACAGGAACUCUUUAUGUCUAGUGGCUCUGGGAUGUCUUCUUCCUCUGACAUGUUUCUUAAACCCACAUCAGCUGGCACUCCGGGAGCAGAAUCUCCCAGUGACAUUUUCUUCAAACUCCCUCCCCAAUCUCCAUCUCAGGAGCCUUUCUCCAACUCUCCUGCUUAUUCUUUAGAUGCCAGAUAUACGUCUUCCUUGGGACAGUCUCCAGCUUCUAGUGGUAGCUUCCAGACUAUUUCUGGAUCAGAGAACCAACCUGCACGGAAUGCACAGCAUUCAGCUCAAACUGUUGAUUACCAGUCAUGUCAUCCAGCUACCCCACAUCAUCAGCCACUCACCCCAGAACCUUUUAUGAAACCACGCUAUCCUACUGGCUCUAUUGAUAACCUUUCAUUGGUUGGAAGUCCAGGCCCAAGGUUGUGCCAAUCUGAGAGUGCAAGUUCUAGCAAACCUGCUGAGCCCAUGCUAUCACCUUCACGUUAUGGGGAUCACAAGAGACAAUCAGAUGGCAUUCUCCUUCAAAUCAAGAAGGAAGAUGUUGGACUUGGUUCACCAGGCUUUCCACACAGCGUUGGGUCAUCUGAUGGGACAGAGACUAAAUGUGAUGUAUUCAAAGCACCUUUAACCCCCAGGAUGUCCCAGAUAGAGCCCCACAGUCCCGCACCCUUGCACAGAGAUUCUCAUAUGCAGGCACAAGUGACAUCACCUCAACACCAUUCAGACAUUUACAGGCCACCAUCUGCUGCCCCUUUCACAGACCCCUAUUCCCAGCCACCUCUAACUCCACGUCCUCAGUCAGUUGAAGGAAGCUGCAAUUUGACUCCCCGAUCUGUGACAUCGGAUCCCUUCACUCGUGUUCCCACAAGCCCCCAGUCACAGGCCAGCUCACAGUCUCCACUAACACCUAGGCCAUUGUCUGCUGAGGCAUUUUGCCAGUCCCCAGUCACUCCACGAUUUCAGUCUCCAGAUCCAUACUCCCGUCCACCUUCUCGCCCUCACUCACGGGAUCCUUUUGCCCCACCUCAUAAGCCUCCUCGUGCCCAGGUGUCAGAACAAGGCUUUAAACCUGCUGCCCAACUUUCGAACACCUCUCCUGCCAGUUCAAGUUAUCAGCCGCCACUUGAAAACCACCCCAAAAUUCAAGUGAACCAACAGCAGAAUUCCAUAUUUGCUCGGUCUCCUGGUGCCAGUGUAUAUCCAAACUCCCAAAGCCAACUAUGUUUCACUUUCCCUCAAUCCCCUGAUAGUGUAAAGAGUUCUCCCUCUCACCAAGCCAGCUUCCCUCCCUCCCAUUCUGUGAACAGUCAUUUCACCUCUGGCAAACCACAAAGUUAUACAUCUCCUGGCAGCAACCCUUCUUCUUUCCAUCAGUCUGGAAGCCCACAUUCGACCGGAAAUAGUAGCACUCCUGAUGUGUAUGCACAGUCUCCAAUGCGACCUCCAUCUGUACUGCCUCAAGAAGCACCCUUCCAACCUCCUACUGGCCAGAGGCCAGGCCUGAACUCUCCUGCAGAAAAGCAAAGGGAUGAUAUGGCUGGGGUUCCCAAUGCCCUAGGCACCCCAGUUCGAGAAGUUCCGGAGUUGCAAGGCACACCUGAAACUGCGCUAAGUAACUUGAGUCAGACUGAGCUAGAGAAACAAAGACAGCGUCAGAGACUUCGUGAACUGCUCAUCAGACAGCAGAUACAGAGGAACACUUUAAGGCAGGAAAAAGAGGCAGCUGCUGCUGCACUGAGUUCAUCACAUGCAGGGUGGAAUGCAGAUUCUAGUGGACAAGGCUACGAUCCUACUGGACGCAUUAUGAUGUACCCUCCCACACCGGAGAAAACAAAUAUUGGAACAAUUCCUGCCUCCACCAAUACAGCUGCUGGUAAGGUUACUGGACAAAGUGUAACCCCUUCGUCUUUCCCUCAGGAAGACCGGGUGAACACACCUCUUCCUACGCCGUCUCCUGGAGCUGUGGACAUUCCUGGAAGACACUCCACCGAAGGGUCUCAACCGUUUUAUUCAAGGGCAUCGUUUCCUGAUCAGCAACAGGUCUGGCAACCUCCUGUAGCACCACACAGGACUUUAACACCUAAUCGCUUCCAGGAGGUGAACCGACAGUCAUUAACAUCAGUUAAUAGUGGUGGAAUGAUGCGAUUACCUUUUCCUGCAGAUCAGGUCACAACUUCAGUUACAGUGGGAGGCGCACCAUAUAUUGAAUUGCGCCACCAUGGACAAAAACUACCUUUGGGGGCUGCGUUUUCUACUCCUGGUUCUCAAAGUCGACCUCGCUUCUAUUUACCAGGUGAUAUAGGCAACACUUCUCUUCUUACGGGAGUUAUGAGAGGUGAUGUUAAUCCCUUACAAGUUCCAGUUAUGAGAAGUCAACUUUUGCAGACCCCAAAAAUUUCACCUUCUACUUCCCUUCAAGCAGGAAACAUGGUAAGUGUCCUGCAGACCACUCAAACCAAAGUUUCCAAUGUCACUGGAAUGCCACAACAGCAAGAACCUGCCACACAUCCUUCAACACAAAACACAGCUCAAGCAGAAGGCUCAAAGGAAACAUCUGCACCUGUACUGGAGCGUGGACGAGUUUCUUGUGAUGAUCCCUCGGAACUGGAUGUUGAUUUUGUCACUCAUAAAGACUUGGAGGACGAUGACUUGGCAAAUUUGAGUCUUGAUGUGGCUAAAGCAGACGAUGAUUUAGGCAAUCUAGAUAACCUGGAGACAAAUGAUCCCCACUUAGAUGAUCUCUUAAAUGGGGAUGAGUUUGACCUAUUAGCAUAUACUGAUCCCGAGUUGGAUACAGGGGAUAAAAAGGACAUUUUCAAUGAGCAUUUGCGACUGGUUGAGUCUGCCAAUGAAAAAGCAGAAGAGGAAGCAAUGCUGAAGAUGGACCCUGAUGUUGGUGCUGAUGAUGACGCAAAAACAGACUGCCCUCCUAAAAAAUUGCAAAAGGAGUCCCCAGCUAGUGCAAAUAUGGAGAUUACCAAAGAGAAACUAGUAGGUGAGUUGGGUUUGGGCACUCACUCUUUCAGUGCAGCUGAGAAAGCACCCCUAAUUAAUCAUGCAAUGGAAACAAAGCACUCUCCCUUUUCAGGUGAUUUAAAACCAAAGCUAGAAGACGGAGGCCUAAAGACAAGCACCUGCCAGUUUUCCUCUAGCAAUUCAAUAUCUAUUAAAACUGAAAAAUCUUUGCUUGGAGCUAGCAUGCUAAAGACUGGAACUGGCCAUCAGGUUCUUGGUGCAAAUUCUGCCCAUGCAUCACAUUUGAGGGGAUCCCUGUUUCAGAGUAAGGAAUCUAGUAUAACUUCUGUAAUUACCCAUCAGGGUGGCCUAAUGCUUGGAAAGUUUGAGUUGGAUGAAGGAACUCUGGCUCUACAAGGCCCUCGCCAUUCACCCAGUGAUGAUUUGGAUAAGAUGGAAAGUUCACUUGUAGCUAGUGAGCUGCCACUACUUAUAGAAGAUCUUUUAGAACAUGAAAAAAAUGAACAGCAGAAAAAACAGCUGAUGUCAGGACAGCACUCAGAGGGUGUACAGCAGCAUCCAAUGAUAACUCAUUCUUCAAUGUCAACUCAGCAGCAGGGAGCCCACAUUCAACAGCCUCCAGAUAGCCAACAAGCUGGGCUUGUGGGGCUUGGACUAGUAUCUAGGCACCAAGGAUUGAGUUCCACGGCCCAGCUCCUAACACCACAGCAAGAGAUGCAGCAAAGGCUUCUUGGAGCACAAGCAAGCUCUGCCCUAGAUGCAACCCUUGGUGUAGCUCCAGGUCACUUGAUAAGCGGUCAGAACAUGGUACCGAAUGCUGGUCCUUCACAACAGGUUCUCCCUGCUAAAUCGGCAAUAGGGCAGCAGAUUGGAAUUAAACCACAAUCACUAGUUGUGCAGCAGCAGCCAUUGCCAAGCAGCCUUUUCCCGGAUACAGAUCUUGAUAAAUUUGCACCUGAUGAUAUCUUGGAUCCCAUUGCUAAGGCCAAGAUGGUUGCUCUGAAGGGGAUAAAGAAGGUGAUGGCUCAAGGUACUAUUGGAGUCACGCCUGGCAUUAACAGACAACAGGUAUCUCUUCUUGCUCAAAGGCUAGGAGUUCCAGGAGUAACAGAGCCCAGCAGUCAGACACCCUCUGGUGCUGCCCAGGAGAGGAGCAGCAUUGACCCAACGCAGCCCCGCCCAAACCCUCCUCCAUUUGUUCAGGGAGGAAUCAAUGAUGCAGAUCAACGUCAGUAUGAAGAGUGGCUAUUUCAUACACAGCAACUCCUGCAGAUGCAGCUUAAGGUGCUUGAAGAACAGAUUGGGGUGCACAGGAAGUCCAGGAAAGCUCUGUGCGCUAAGCAGAGGACAGCAAAGAAGGCAGGCCGUGAAUUCCCUGAGGCUGACGCAGAGAAGCUGAAACUAGUCACAGAACAACAAAGCAAAAUCCAGAAACAGUUGGACCAGGUCCGUAAGCAGCAAAAGGAACAUACAAACCUUAUGACGGAGUACCGUAAUAAACAGCAGCAGCAAACUUGUGGAGUUUUACCUGUCAGUCCAAACCAGAACUCACGUGUUCUCACUAAAGCUCCUGGCCAGAUCCUUGCUGGGCACAGUAUGCAGCAAACUGGACCCAUACAGCACAACCAAUUAAUUGCCCAGCCAGGUAACAUAAGAGGUCUUCAGCCAGGGGCACCCAUGCAAACACAACAAGGUGUAUCAUACACCAAGUCAAUUCAACAGCAAACUCAAGUGAGCAACCCUGCAAUUCCUGGGACCUCGAGUGGCUUUUAUCCAACUGCAGCUGCUCUCCAUGGUCUCACACCAGAUCAAAGGAUGAUUCAAGAAAGACAGCUCCAACAACAACGGUUGCAGCUAGCUCAAAAGCUUCAACAGCAGGGAUUUCAAAGCAAUAUUCCUCAAACGAUGUUGGCCAAGCAGCAUGGGCUCAUUGCAAACUCACAAGGCUUGGUUGUACAGCAGGGCUCACCUCAACCACAACAAAUUGCUGGUCAUCCAUCAGGAGCUGUAUUACAGCAUCAUUCUAAUCAGCAAAGACAACUUUUAAUUUCUCAACAACAGAGGGUGCUUGGAUCAUCACCAGUGGCUCAAACUCAAAAUAUCAUGGGACAAAGGUUACUUUUAUCACAGACGCAGCAAAAUGUUAUCGGUCUUUCUCACAUGCAGCAGCAAGCUGGGUUAGGUCAGUCAGCAACAGCUUUGCCUCAGCAAUCCCUUGUUGGGCAAAUGACCCAAGGUGUGUCUGCUCCCCAACCAAACAUUCAUACUCAGCAAGGUCCAAUCUUGAGUGAUUCAAAUAUGACGGAACGUUCACUGCUUCAAGAUGGUGCAGAAAGUCAAGUGCAACAAAAUGUUCUGCAACAAACAACUUGCAGUCCAGGUAGUCAAGAGUCUUCAGAUCAGUCAUCUCAAGAGCAAGUUAAUCACAUUUCUGCUGCCUCACUCACCCUAGAGCCAGAUCCGCAACCUGCAGGAUCUGUGGAUGAUACUUUGCAACAAAACCAACCUCCGGAUCAACCACAAACUCAGUUUGGCUUAUCUAGUCCAAUGCAAUCAGUAAGGCAGCAACAUAAUGUUCUUUCAACCCAACAGCAAAGUGUGCAAAUGCUUGGCACACCAGUGAGGCCAGAGUCUGUCUCAAACACUCCUCAGCAUCAUCUUACUCAGGAGACCUUACAUCAUCCUCUCGCUGUGUCUCAAAGUAUGACUGGAGAUCAGCAAACAAGCAUAGUGCAAACGCAGCAGAUUGGGAGUCAUGGUCAAGUGUCUAUACAAGGAAAUGAACAAGACAAAAAUGUUGUUGGCCAACUGCCACAUCCAGUGGGGCAACAGAGACCAGUUUUGAAUGUUCAACAAUCACAAAAUAUUGUUAAUUUCAUGGGACAAAACACUCCACUCAUGGCUCAAAUUAGAGCUCAGCUGCAGGGAAUCAUUGCAAAGAAUCCACACUUGCGACAUUUGACCCCACAACAGCAACAGCAAUUACAGACUAUUCUCAUUCAGAGGCACCAGCAAGCUCAGAACCAAGCUUUGAGACAAGCUUCUUAUCAAGAGUCAACUAUACAGUCUGCUACUUCAAAUGCCUCUGUGACAAAUGGGACAUCUGGAAGUCAAACAUCCACCAGAGGGGUUUUCCAAGUUCAGCAAACUGGGUCAGUUGCUACAGAUCCGUCUCAGUCAAGUUAUUCUGAAGAAACCUCUCAAAUUAAUGUACAGAAAGUACAAGAAAAUAUAGGAACACCACAAGCACCAGAUCCUGGUCAAAAUUCAAUGCUGAAAUCUCCAGGAAUGACAAGAUAUUGUCCCACUCUAUCUCAGGAAAGUGUACCUGGUCAACAUCCUCAAAGCACUGCAAAUUUAAGACAGGUCCCACAACAACCUCCCCCACAGUACAGAAUGCCACAGGCUCAGUCACAGCAAGUAGUUUCAGGUCAUCAACCAUCCCAACAGUAUCAAAUACAACAGCAGGGACAACAAGUGCAACCACAUUCACAACAAUUGCAGCAGUUACAGCAAACCCAGCAUGUACAACCACUUCAAAUGCAGCAAGUUCAGCAAACACAGAUGCAGUCCGUACAACCGCAGCAACAACAAACACAACCAUUACAGCCGCAUCAAAUUCAGCAGGUACAGCAAAUGCAACAGCAAACACAACCUCAACAGCCACCACAGCUUCAACUUCAGCAGUCUCAACAAACACAUCAGAUGCAGCAGUUGCAACAAACACCGCAGCAAGUUCAACAACAUCAGAUGCAACAGUUACAGCAAACACCGCAGCAAGUUCAACAACUUCAGAUGCUGCAGCAAACACAACAACAUCAAAUACUGCAGCAAACCCAAAUGCAACAACUACAGCUAGCACAGCAACACAUGCCACAAACUCAGCAGCAUCAAUUGCAGCAACAGUUACCCCAAACUCAGCAGCAAAUUCAACCUCCGCAGCAAACACAGCAGAUACUACAGCAAGCACAACAGCAACAGCAAUUAAUACAGCAAGCUUUGCAACAGCAGCAAAUACUACAGCAAGCUCAGCAACAGGUUCAGCAGCAGCAGAUCUUGCAGCAAACUCAGCAACAGGUUCAGCAGCAGCAGGUCCUGCAGCAAGCUCAGCAACAGGUUCAGCAGCAGCAGGUCCUGCAGCAAGCUCAGCAACAGGUUCAGCAGCAGCAGGUCCUGCAGCAAGCUCAGCAACAGGUUCAGCAGCAGCAGGUCCUGCAGCAAGCCCAGCAACAGGUUCAGCAGCAGCAGAUCUUGCAGCAAGCCCAGCAACAGGUUCAGCAGCAGCAGAUCUUGCAGCAAGCUCAGCAACAGGUCCAGCAGCAGCAGGUCCUGCAGCAAGCUCAGCAACAGGUCCAGCAGCAGCAGGUCCUGCAGCAAGCUCAGCAACAGGUCCAGCAGCAGCAGGUCCUGCAGCAAGCUCAGCAACAGGUCCAGCAGCAAGCUCAGCAGCAGGUCCAGCAGCAGCAGGUCCUGCAGCAAGCUCAGCAGCAGGUGCAGCAGCAGCAGGUCCUGCAGCAAGCUCAGCAGCAGGUGCAGCAGCAGCAGAUCCUGCAGCAAGCUCAGCAGCAUGUCCUUCAACAACCACAGCAGCAAGUUCAACAGCAGCAACAUAUCCUGCAACAGCAGCAAAUAUUACAUCAGCAUGUACUGCUUCAGUCACAGCAGUCUCAACAGAUGGGGCAACAGAUUUCUCUACAGUCGCAGCAAGGCAAACCGAUAUCACUACAGUCACAGUCGCAAGUCCAACAGCAGCUGAUGUCGCAACAGUCACAGCAGCAGGGACAACAAAUUUCACUACAGCCACAGCAGCAAGGUCAACAAAUAUCACUAGAAUCACCACAACAGACACAGCAGCAAGCGCAACAGAUAUCGCUACAGUCACAACAGCAAAAGCAACAGAUGUCACAGCAGCAACUACAGCAGCAAGUGCAACAACAACAGUCUCAACAAGUGCAACAGCAGCAGGUUCAACAGAUGCCGCAACAAACACAGCAGCAAGCCCAGCAGUUACUUCAGCAAUCGCAGCAGCAAAAGAUACUGCAGCAAGUGCAACAGCAGCAUAUACUGCAGCAACAAGUACAUCAUCAUCAGUUACAACAAAAACAGCAGCAGUUGCAUCAGACCCAACAGCAGCUACAACAAACACAACAAAUGCAACAGCAGAUCCUUCAACAAACACAGGUACAGCAGCAGAUGCAAUUGCAGCAAAUGCGGGUCCAGCAGCUAGAAAAUGUACAGCAGCAGGAAAUGAAUAGCUCACCAUCUCUUCAUCAGUUACCACAGACAACUGAGCCAGUACAGCAGCAAGUUGGUCAAACACUACAAAGUGACCAAAUGCAAGACCUGAACCAAUUACAAGAACAGAAGCAAGCUGAGCAAAUAUUGAACAUGGAGCAAAUUCAAAAUCCAGAGCAGCAAACACAACCUUCUCAGAUGCAUCAGGUGCAGCAACAGUCAUUGCAAGUACAUCAAAUUGCGCAGAUGAAAUCUCAACAACAUUUGCAACAAAUGCAUUCACAGCAAACUCAGCAGUCCUCCCUUUUGCAGCAAGGUUCACAGGCUCAGUCUGUGCAGCAAGGCUUACAGAAGCCUGUUCAGCCACAACAGAUUCAACAAAUGUACCAAAUACAAUCACUGCAGAAACAAAUGCAAACUAAACCAUCACAGACAUUACAGCAAUUACAACAGCACAUUCAGCAGCCUCCACAGUUGCAGCAUCAAAGCAAAACACAGAUGCAAUUGCAGCAGCUGCAAUCCAUGCAAUCACCACAACACCAGAUGCCACAACAAGUUCCCUCACAAACUGCACAAUUGCAGCAGCAAAUGGGGAAUACACAAAUCCAGAUGCAACAAUUACAUUUGAAGCAUCAGCAACAAAUACAGAUACAUCUUCAGCAGCUUAACCAAGCAAAGCCACAAAAUCCACAGCAGCAACGUCCUCAACAAAUGCAACAACCAUCACAACUGCAAGCCCAGCAAUCUAAUCUUGUUCAACCACAACAGUUGAAGCAAAGUCAGAUGCUGCAACAAAAGCAAAUACAGCAGCUUCAGCCCCAUCAAAUUCAACAAGUUCAACAAAUUCUGCAUUUGAAGCAGCAGAUAAUGUUGCAGCCACCUGAGAAACAGUUGCAGUUGCAGCAACAACUACAAUUGCAGUUACAUCAGUUUCGGCAACAGGCACAAAUGCAUUUUGAAAACCCCCAAGCUCUAAAGAAAGAGCCACCAGAGCCCACUGCUAUAGAUUCUGGACCUGCGGAAACAUCUCAGCAACAAGGUCAGAACAGGUCCCCAAAUGAGCAUCUUAAGGGAUCAGAGUCAAGGAUUGAAUUUGUCGUGGCCAAAGCCAGUCCCAGUAACCAGUCCCCAAAUUCUGACCGUCAAAACCCAGAUUUGUCAUCCUCUAUAGCUGGUUCUACAAUCCCAGCUGGCUCUGGUGUCCAAUAUUCCCAUACACUUAAUGCAAAACAAACAGAACCUUUGAAUUCUCCUUUCUCUGCUGGGCAGUCUAAACAUGAGGAAGCAGCUAGUGAGAUUGGUAAGAAGUAUGAACCUACAGAGAAGACAGACUCUGGAUUAGAUAAAUCCUCUCCCAAAGAGGGCAAAAUGGCAGACCAUCACAUAGAACAAGAAAAUCAAAUGGACACCUCAUCUGCCCCAACAGCACAUGUAGAAAAUGGGAACAGGACUGGAUUGUCCAUGCCUCUUAAACAAGAGUUUAUUGAGGACGGAAUGUCCAGUAUUCAGGACAUCAAGAAUGAGGCAAAUGGCGACCUGGCAACUAUUGGGGCUAAAGCAGAAGCUGGUCACCUUCUUCUACAGAAACUGCUGCGUGCCAAGACUGUGCAGCUUGCUUCUCAGCGCUGUUCUGAUGGUCUCCACACAGAUAUAAAUGGCCAUAUUGACAACAAACUGAGCGUUCUUGAACAGAAAUUGCAGACUGUCCCUAGAAAUAAGGAGGAAAAUUCAUCGAAGAAAAAUUUACCAAAACCAAAAAGGACACAAAAGGCAAAUGAGAAAGUACAAAAUUCACGCAAAAAGAUUCGUCGCGAGGACAGUCUAAAAUCUCCAGAUGCCAUUGUGAAGCAGCUGAAGCAGGAACUAUCAUUGUUGCCGUUGGUUGAACCUUCAAUCACUGCUAAUUUCAGCCUGUUUUCACCAUUUGGGAGUGGUAGUCCCAUUAAUGGAAAAAGCCCCCUUAAAGGGUCUUUUGGCAGUGGUGCUUUGGAGAGCAUUCCUGACUAUUAUACACAGCUUCUCAGCAAGAACAAUCUCAGUAACCCUCCUACACCUCCUUCCUCACUGCCUCCUACGCCACCUCCCUCUGUUCAGCAGAAAAUGAUGAAUGGGGUGACCACAGCAGAGGAUCUGAAUGACUCCAAGAAAGAAGCUGAGAGCAGCUCAGAUGCAGAAGUUAAAAAAGUAGAACGUAGUUUGGACCUAUUGGCUGCCCUACCUACACCACCACACAACCAAAGCGAGGAUGUUCGAAUGGAGAGUGAUGAGGAGAGUGACUCUACUGACAGUAUUGUUCCAGCCUCCUCCCCAGAAAGUGUUGUUGGAGAGGACACACAGCGUUUCCCUUCUCUGUGCGAUGUCAAGGAAGAGCAAGAGGAGCGAGCUUUGUCUCCUGUCAUUCCACUAAUACCUCGUUGUGCCAUACCAGUGUUUCCAGAUGCAAAGCCAGUAGAUAUUUUGCCUGUUCCGUCGGAGCAUGCUGAAAAAGGACUUGUGAAUGCUGCAGGAACUGUGGCCUGGGAGAAAUCCAAAAGCAGUGAAGUCUCGGUCAUGCUCACAUUGUCCACAGCUGCUGCCAAGAACAUGAAUGGCGUAGUAGCUGCUGUAGCAGGUUUGCUUAGCAUCAAGCUUCCAAACUCUUAUGAGGUUUUAUUCCCAGACACUGGUCUCAAAAAUAGCAUCGACAUAAAACGUCCCGUAGAACCUUCCACAGAUGGUGUCGAUGGGGAGAAGGACAGGUCUCAAGUUGGAAAGUUGGAUAAUAACACUGACUGGCUGAAACAACUUGAUGCAGUCCUUCCUGGAUACACGCUAAAGAAUGAACUUGACAUUCUAACUCUUCUUGCCCAGGAGGAAAAAGUAGUUGAGAAGGCUGUGCUCCAUUCGUAUGUCAAUAAUGUUGCCAAUCUUGAUGUUCGCCAGCUUCCUGUGUUACCUGAAGAAAGCUCUCCUCCUCCUUCUCCAUUUGCCCCCUCACCAGCUAGUCCCGUGGAAGUUCCUGCUGCAGAACCUGAUCCACCUGCAGCUCCUAUUGCACCAUCCCCUCCACCUCCACCACCCCCGCCGCCACCACUGCCACCACCACCACCCCAGUCUCCUGAAAGAGAAGAAUCAGCUGAUUAUAACGCCAGAAUGAAGCAGCGUGUCCGCCCCUUGGAAGAUGACCUGGAAGAACCACGGCUACGAGUAAAAAAAUGGAAAGGUGUUCGCUGGAAGAGGCUGCAUAUACUUAUCACCUUUCAAAAAAUUGGAUCACGUCACUGUGAGAAAGAAGUUUGUGAGGUGAUUGAGAGAUUGGGGACAACUCUGAGGCCUGAUACAUUACCUCCAGACUUGCGUAAAUGCUGCUUCUGUCAUGAGGAAGGUGAUGGUGCAACUGAUGGACCAGCUCGACUUCUCAACUUGGACCUUGAUCUCUGGGUACAUCUUAAUUGUGCUUUGUGGUCAACGGAGGUGUAUGAGACACAAGGUGGUGCGCUAAUCAAUGUGGAGGUGGCAUUACAUCGAGGAUUGCUCACAAAGUGUUCUCUAUGCCAGAAAACAGGAGCCACAAAUAGCUGCAACCGUCUGCGUUGUCCCAAUGUCUAUCACUUUGCCUGUGCCAUCCGUGCCAAGUGUAUGUUCUUUAAAGACAAAACCAUGUUGUGCCCAAUGCACAAGCUCAAGGGACCGUGUGAGCAGGAACUGAGCUGCUUUACUGUCUUCCGAAGGGUGUAUAUAGAAAGAGAUGAAGUUAGUCAGAUUGCCAGUAUCAUACAACGAGGGGAACGCAUACAUUUGUUCAGGGUUGGGGGAUUGGUUUUCCAUGCCAUUGGCCAGCUGCUUCCCCAUCAAAUGCAAGACUUCCAUAGUGUGACUGCUCUCUACCCUGUGGGAUUUGAGGCCACACGUAUCUACUGGAGCAUGCGUCACAGUCACCGACGGUGCUCUUAUCGUUGCAGAGUAUGUGACAACAAUGGGCAGCCAGAAUUCAGUGUUCAAGUAAUUGAAUAUGGCUAUGAAGAUGUAAUUCUGACAGAUUCCUCCCCACAAGCGCUUUGGAAUCGGAUUGCAGAACCUGUUGCACGCAUGAGGAGAGAGACUGGAAUGCUACGCCUUUUUCCAGAGUAUCUUAAAGGAGAAGAGAUGUUUGGGCUAACUUUGCAUGCGGUGCUGCGCAUCGCUGAAUCUUUGCCGGGGGUGGAGAAUUGUCAGAAUUAUCUCUUCCGAUAUGGUAGACAUCCUUUAAUGGAGUUGCCUCUCAUGAUCAACCCAACUGGCUGUGCCAGGUCUGAGCCAAAGAUCAUGACCCACUACAAGCGGCCUCACACUCUGAACAGCACUAGUAUGUCCAAAGCCUACCAGAGCACCUUUACAGGGGAGACAAAUACACCCUAUAGCAAGCAAUUUGUGCACUCAAAGUCCUCCCAGUACCGUCGGCUGAAGACUGAGUGGAAGAACAAUGUAUAUCUAGCUCGUUCAAGAAUUCAGGGCUUGGGCUUGUAUGCAGCAAAGGACCUGGAGAAGCACACGAUGGUCAUAGAGUACAUCGGCACCAUCAUCCGGAAUGAAGUGGCCAAUCGUCGGGAAAAGAUCUACGAAGAGCAGAACCGGGGGAUAUACAUGUUUCGAAUAAAUAAUGAACAUGUGAUUGAUGCCACUUUGACCGGUGGGCCUGCCAGGUACAUUAACCAUUCCUGCGCCCCCAACUGUGUUGCUGAGGUAGUAACAUUCGACAAAGAGGACAAGAUUAUCAUUAUCUCCAGUCGUAGGAUCCCAAAAGGAGAGGAGCUCACAUAUGAUUACCAGUUUGACUUUGAGGAUGAUCAGCACAAGAUCCCAUGUCACUGUGGAGCGUGGAACUGCCGGAAAUGGAUGAACUGAACAGCACGGUGAAGUUCUGCUGUCUAACAAAAUCCAGAGCGUGCGCUCUUUUAGCAGAAACGUUGGGGAGAGAGCACAGGGCACUAACUUGUGUCCCUCACCACCCCAUCUGCUAUUUCAAGCCUUCGCCGAGAUGCAGGUCCCAGGCAGCUCUGCAUCUUACCCAAGUAAGGCUGGUGCAGCGAUGUCAGGAGAGCUUCAUUACCAGUCUGAAGACUUCACACAUGGUGAGAGUGAAGAACUGCUCGAAAACUACGCUGCGGAGAACAGCUGUUCACACUGAACAGCUGGAUGGAUUAAUGUGUAGCACCCAUUCCUUCCUGGAAGAAAAUAUGCUCUAUAUGAAGGAAGGGAACUUUUUUUUUUUUUUAAUGGAACUUUUAAAAGAGAAUUAUUAUUUUUUUUUUUCCUUUUAUUUUCUGGGUAUCAAAUUAUUUUGCUCUGACUUCUCAAAUAAGAGAAAAUGCAAAACAAAGCAAAAAAAAAAGAAAAAAAAAAAAAAGUAAAAAAAAGUCAUUAGUUAACAAAGCAGUUUGACAAUCCUAAAUCUACAGGACCCUCAGCGCGCCAGAGUGAGCACAUAAGACUGCAGAAAAAGAGCACAGAAGUUGCUUUAAGUGAGCGCCAGAGACAGUCCCAAUGACUGUUACCUGUCACAGCUACCCAGUCCCAGAGGCACCUGCCAGCACCUACCUCAUCUGCCUGUUGGAUACUAAUGUGUAUAUGUGACACUCCCAUGGCAAUCUAAAUUAGAUAGCACCUCAUAAACAAUGACACAGCUCGAUGAUGGGAGUCAUGAAAUGAAAAUUAUUGCCACCCAUCCCAAAGGGUUGGACUGCUUUUGAUCCCUUUCUGAAGCUUUGUGGCCUGUCUCUUGUCCUUAAAAAUAGGCUUUGAGCAGGCAGGAGUGCACUAAGAAACGUGUUUCUGCUGACUGCCUGUUUUUUGACCUGUCCUUUGGCAACUCGUUUCUUCCCCUAUUUUCUGUGCCUGGAGUCCUCACCCUUCUCUAUACAUGGAACAUGAGAUGUAAUUGAAAGACCUGCUGUGUAAUGGGGUAGAGGGAAAGGCAUUUACGGCAGGUGUGUGUGUAUGUAUGUCAGUAGGUGUGAGUGUGAGACUUUUUCCCUUGGUUUUAAUUUAACAGCUAUGCGUGCAUCUUGAUACUUUCCAGUUCUUUCUCUGCGAGCCCAAAAAUACGUGGGAAGUUAUGUUGGUAUAUAUUUUUGAAGAGGGUAACCUUUUUUAAGAAAGAGAAAAAAGUGGUUUUAGAAAUGUAUUGCUGUCUGCUCCAAACAUCCUUCUACAUUACCCUCACAUUCAUUAUUCUGAAGCUGCUGCUUUUAUCAAUUUUUAUUUUUUUUAUAUAUUUUUUUGUUUUGUUCCUUUUUUAAAAAAAAAAUAAAAAAAAAUUCUAGCACAGUGCUUGGGGUAGGAAUAGGUGAAGGGGAGUUAUUUAUUUGUACAUGUAAUUAUAUUUAUGUACUACAACCUUGUGUGAGGGAAAUACAGGGUCAUUUUCUGAGACUGGCAUGGUGUCCUAGGGCUUUAAUAAAUUAUACAUUUUACAUGCUUUGUGAACAAUAUUUGGCUCAUUGGUGCAGAAAGAGGCUGAGCGCAAUUAAAGUCCUAAAAUGCAGUUAGUUACUGAACUGAAUGGUUUUAAAAUGAGUAGGUCACAAUCCUUAUGGCUUCCAAGUUUUUAUUUUGUGGUCCCCACCUUCGCUCCUUCCCUCCAACUGUAUUAUAUUGCUGUAGAUGCAGAAAGCGCAUUCAUGUUUCACAAAUAUAAACUUUUUUCCGAACUUCACAAAUUUGGUGUCCCUUCUCCUAAAAAAAACACACCAAUUAUGUUUUGAAAAUAGACAAAGUACUGAUGGCAAAAUAGACCAAGGGCAUUUAAAGUCAAAGCUAGUGUGUAUAUGAGAGAGAGAGAUUACGUGCUGUUGCUUUUUAACACAAGCUGCUUCCACAACUGUUUAAAAGCUGCAAACCUGUAUAAAUAAAGGAACGGUGGAUGUAAAUAAAAAUGUAAGAAAAAUUAAAAACAUAAAAUAGUUAAGAGUAAAGAAUGUUGUGCAUAGUCAGGCACCAUUUUAGCAAGAAACCACUGGACACUAUGAAAAGCCUGAAAAUUUGGAAGAAAUAUACCUUUUCCUUAUCUUUAAUUUCCUGCUUUUCUUACAUUUAAUUUUAGGAGAGCAUCAGGCUCUUCUCUGGAAGCUGACAGAAAAGCCACGUCAGACCAUGAUAUUAGAUUAUCAUAGCUAUAAAUUACAUUAAUAUAGCUCCUAGGUAAACUCUAUACAUUUUUUUUUGUAUGAAAUAUAAUCCAGAUCCAUGCUUGAAAUACUUGAUUUCUUUUUUUUUGGCUUGUAAAACACUUUCAGUUGCUGUGUUUUGAUUUGAUUUUUUUUGUUUCCACUUGCAAAUAUUGUGUUCAUUAUAUUCACCCCCACACUUUUUUUUUUUUUAUUGACAAUAUUCCAUGAGGAGCUGUAAUUUGUGCGGUGAGGAUUCUGUACAGAAGACUUGUCCUUCGUAGAAAAAAAAAAAAUCCCAUAAAAUUAUUCCUUUUUUAAAAAAAUAAAUAAAUAAAACUUGUACGUGGCAUGUUUUUGUAUUGAAUAUAAUUUUGAAAUGUAUAUAAUUUAUGUGAAAGAAGCGAAUAAGGAGAGCCUAAUUGCUUCUUUUGGUUUGUUUUUAAAGGACAAAUAAAAUGCAUUUUAAAUAA
This is a messenger RNA of Pelobates fuscus (common spadefoot toad), 20976 nucleotides long. It is a transcript of the gene KMT2D, whose product is annotated as lysine methyltransferase 2D. Gene Ontology annotation, molecular function: GTP binding; histone H3K4 methyltransferase activity; transcription coactivator activity. Lineage: Eukaryota; Metazoa; Chordata; Amphibia; Anura; Pelobatidae. The transcript has 56 exons. Bases 552 to 18242 code for a protein of 5896 amino acids. Gene Ontology annotation, biological process: positive regulation of transcription by RNA polymerase II. The record is from RefSeq and is a predicted model, not a curated record. Gene Ontology annotation, cellular component: MLL3/4 complex; nucleus.